UGUUAAAACAUGGCGGCUCCCUCAAAUAAUAACGUCUCUACAAGUUCUAGCAAAUCAGAUCUAGAUCUAGACGUUGAAUUAAAUCCUGUAAAAGAUGAAGAGUUGGAUUUUUUUUCCGCAAAUUUCAACCCUGAACGUGCAUUAUUUUCAGAUAAUAUUCAGGUUCCACAUCCUGAAAUUAAAUCGUUUACUGGCGUUUCCACUUAUCAAGAAGCAGUUGAACGCCGCCGACUGCUUAAAAAGAAAGUUGAAAGCGCAAGUCCAAAAACUCUGGAAUCGCAGACGGUUGAAGCAAAAAAAUUAAAUCCUUCAAAAACUGUUAAAUCUAAUUCAGCUGAGACACAUAGGAAAACAUUAACUUCAUUACCAACGCAUCCAACAGUAACAACUGUUACUGAGUCAGUUACUGACCUAGGGCUCCAAAAAAAUGUUACAAAAAAGGUAGAACAAACAUCCCUGUCCACGAACAGCGUAAAAAACUUGGAAGAACCAAGAAAGAGUAAAGAGCGAUUCAAGAGUCCUUCUAUUCCUUCUGCAAGCAGUUCUGAGAGUAAAGUAGACAGCCAGCGCAAUGUUUUUACAAGAAUGGAAAAUUUUACUGGUCCCUUAAGUAUGCUUACACGUUGUGUACAGGAACGUUUACAUGUUAGAGUAAAGACAAGAGGUGCAGUGUCAGUUAGGAGCAUUUGUAGGGGUUACAUUGUGGCUUUUGACAAGUAUUUCAACAUGGCCCUAAUUGAUGUUGAUGAGAUCUACAAAAGACCUGUAGCACUUGGUAAAAUUAGAGCAAGAAUAUCCCACAAGCUUUUGGCUGCUAAAGGUACCCUCGAGAAAGAAAGAGAUGAGUACGCUACAAAAUAUAAACUGGAACUGUCUGCUUCAAAUGUAGAUGUAGCAAAAGCCAGUGGAAGUUUGCAAGAGCUCAGGAUAAUACCGGACGUUAAAAUCACAGAUUUGCAUAAAAUCCUGUCUACUGUAUCCCAAAAGGAAAAUGAAGCCCAGAUGCAACCCUCAUCUCAGUUCACUCAGCCUGCUAAGGGAGGCGACUCAUUCACAAAACUCAAGGAAUGCCACUCCACCAUAAAAAAUACUCAAACCACCCUGAAACAAACAGGCUCUGGAGUAGCAGUUGUGGUUAAGGAUAUUGACAAAAAGCUACGGCGAAUACAAAGUAUCUAUGCUGAGUUGAAAGCCCCGCUCUCACCUUUUGAGAGGGAGGCAUUGAUGUUAGGUGUGCCGGAUGAGAAUGUUUUAAUCAGACAUUGCAAUCAGAUGUUCGUCAGGGGAGAUAAUGUGGUAUCCGUUUCGAUCAUUGACGAUUUUUAAUUCUUUGUUUCACUCACUCUGGGCAGCUUGUAUUUAAUUUGUUGAAUUGGUUUUGUUAAUGAUUUGUUAUAUUUGUUGAUCAGAUACUUUAUUUGAAAAGUAUUUUGUUAUUAUAUAAUUUAAUGAAUUAAUAAAAUGUUUCUGUGGAGGUACUGACUUUAAAAAUACAAAAUUUCUUUGUACUUGCAAUUUAACCUAAGUUGAAAUGGAUCUUUAAAAUUACAAUGUACCAAUACCUUGUUACAUUGUUGUUAUUAUUUCAGGGAAUUACAUUCUUACAUCAUCUUUUCAACCAAAUGUGUUGUUAAAUUAUCUUUUUAACUGAUACUCAUAUCGGGUAUCAAUGUUUGUCCCGCAUUGUUGAUAUAUUUUAAUCCAAGUGCAGAAGUCACAGUUGCAUAAUUUUAAUAUGUGGCUGAAUUUGUUGUACAUAGUUUUGUAACAAAACUGUACAUGUUUAAAAAAGUUAAUUGUUUUAAAAUAAAUUCAAUUUAAAAAAAAAUAUGUUAAUAAAAAGUGCAUUUAAAUAUA
Molecule: messenger RNA, 1857 nt
Organism: Physella acuta
Lineage: Eukaryota; Metazoa; Mollusca; Gastropoda; Physidae
Product: U7 snRNA-associated Sm-like protein LSm11
Biological process (GO): mRNA 3'-end processing by stem-loop binding and cleavage
Cellular component (GO): U7 snRNP
Molecular function (GO): U7 snRNA binding
Source: RefSeq, a predicted model, not a curated record